This is a messenger RNA of Coccinella septempunctata (seven-spotted ladybird), 1428 nucleotides long. RefSeq names its product 3-oxoacyl-[acyl-carrier-protein] synthase, mitochondrial. Gene Ontology annotation, biological process: fatty acid biosynthetic process. Bases 160 to 1416 code for a protein of 418 amino acids. Lineage: Eukaryota; Metazoa; Arthropoda; Insecta; Coleoptera; Coccinellidae. The transcript is spliced from 2 exons. The record is from RefSeq and is a predicted model, not a curated record. Gene Ontology annotation, molecular function: 3-oxoacyl-[acyl-carrier-protein] synthase activity.
CUCGAAAGAGCUUGUUUCCUUGUUUGAGAAGAAAAAGAAGAGGAGGACUAACCUCAAAAUUUGAAAAAUAAAAAUAUACAUUUUUCAAAUUUACAGAAAUUUAAUCCAAAGAUUAAUGAGUUGAAUGUUUUAUCAGAGACAAACUCUGGUUUUAUCAAAAUGCAAAGGAGGGUUGUUGUAACUGGUAUGGGGGUAAUAUCCCCAGUAGGAGGAAGUCUAAAAGAAUCUUGGAAAAAUAUAAUAGCCGGCAAUUGCGGCAUAACAAAAUUAGAAGGGCCGAAAUUCGAGAAAUUGCCUUGCAAAGUUGCUGGUUUCAUUAAAUCUGAUGGCAAACGAAUUGAUCUUUCUCGUCAUUUUUCAAAGACAGAACUGAAAACAAUGGGUUCUGCCACUGCUUAUGCUCUCUUAGCUACAGAAGAAGCUCUUACGGAUGCAAAGCUCCUUGAAACUGAAGAAGAAACCAAGUUACGAACUGGAGUAGCGAUCGGUAUGGGUAUGGUAGAUCUUCAAGAUAUUUGUGACACAAACGAUGCAUUGAAUAAAGGUUAUCGAAACGUGAGUCCUUUUUUCGUUCCUAGGAUAUUGCCAAAUAUGGCUGCUGGACAGAUAAGUAUAAAAUAUGGUUUUCGCGGUCCUAAUCAUUCAGUUUCGACAGCCUGUGCUACAGGUGCUCAUGCGAUAGGUGAUUCAUUUAGGUUCAUUCGAAGUAGUGAUGCUGAUAUUAUGGUUUGUGGUGGAACAGAAGCUUGCAUAUCACCUUUAUCAAUUGCCGCAUUCUGUAGGUUGCGAGCAUUGAGUACCUCAUUCAAUGAUAAUCCUGAGAAAGCUUCACGUCCAUUUGAUACUAAAAGAGAUGGAUUUGUGAUGGGUGAAGGUUCAGCUAUACUUAUUUUAGAGGAAAGGGAACAUGCUAUCAGGAGAAAUGCAAAUAUUUAUGCUGAAAUUCUUGGAUAUGGCUUAUCUGGUGAUGCUUCUCACUUAACAGCUCCAAAAUCUGAUGGUACAGGUGCUUUGUUAGCAAUGCAAAGAGCCAUCAAAGAUGCUAACAUAACGGUUGAUAGAUUAACUUAUAUCAAUGCUCAUGCGACAUCAACUCCUUUGGGAGACACAAUAGAACUCAAAGCAAUCAGAAAACUAUUCAGUGAUAAGAUUGACCACUUGAGCGUUUCAUCUACUAAAGGGGCACAUGGACACUUAUUAGGUGCUGCUGGUAAUUUAGAGGCGGUCUUCACUAUCAAAGCUGUACAAGAAGGUAUUUUACCUCCAACUAUAAACUUAGAAAAUAGCGAAGAUAAGGACAUUAAUUUCGUACCUGACAAGGGCCAAAAAUGGAAUAGUGAUAAAAGGAUAGCUUUAAAAAAUGCAUUUGGAUUUGGUGGAACAAAUGCAUCACUUUGUAUAGGACAAUAUACCUAAUUAUUUAAAGAA